AUGGAGGAGCUGGAUCCAGACACUAUUUCUCAGACUUGCCCGAACUUGGAGACACUUUCUGUCUUGGGAUACUUCGUGGACAUCCGACUCGAUUUCUCUCAGUAUCAUGAACACAACCAGCCUUUGCCCCCUUUAAAGUGCAACUGGAACAGUGUUACCGAGCUCGAAGUAGACCUCAGUGACCCUAGCAAUCCGAUCGCUAGAAGUGCUCGUCGCCUUCGUGUCCGCUUGUUCCCUGAUUGGUGGGGGAAUUGGACACAAACCCCAGCAGAUUAUCGUCCAUCGGUCGUAGACGCUGAUGUGUCUGAACUUUUGGGGAUGUUGGAGGCGAACAAAACUCUGGAAUACGUGGAGAUUGUCUUUCCAGUGAGGUAUGCACAGUAUAUGACCGAUAUCAGGAAGCACCAUCUUACACCAGUAAACCGCGGUCUUCACCUCGCGACUGAAGCUAAAAUUGCUUUUCUGAGUGUUCUAUCGUCGCUUGUGGUGUCACAUGACACGAGCAAAAAGAGGAAAAGCCAGGCUCAGCAAGUGCAUCUUCCGAUACCAGACCAGCAUGUCCUGGCCAAGAUCUUCGCCUUCGCGGCUCCUAAUGUUCUUCGUCAAGUGUUCGUUCGCAAGACCCGCGACCGGGAUUUCGAUAGGGAGCGCAUUCAAGUGGUGAUUUAGUCCUUGAAAUGCUUCAGAAAGGAACUACAAAGCUGUACUACUAAUGCCGAACCAUAAUUUCGCUUCUCGGGUUAAUUCAUCGACAAUACAACUGCAGUCGAUCUUAUGCACUGCAGCACAAAGCUC
This is a messenger RNA of Phytophthora nicotianae INRA-310, 795 nucleotides long. RefSeq lists its product as hypothetical. The transcript has a single exon. The record is from RefSeq and is a predicted model, not a curated record. The coding region runs from base 1 to 669 and encodes 222 amino acids. NCBI's taxonomy places the organism in Eukaryota, Oomycota, Peronosporomycetes, Peronosporales, Peronosporaceae.